Messenger RNA from Nematocida minor, 1275 nucleotides. RefSeq names its product glutathione reductase (NADPH). Bases 1 to 1275 code for a protein of 424 amino acids. The record is from RefSeq and is a predicted model, not a curated record. The transcript has a single exon. Gene Ontology annotation, molecular function: glutathione-disulfide reductase (NADPH) activity; flavin adenine dinucleotide binding. NCBI's taxonomy places the organism in Eukaryota, Fungi, Microsporidia. Gene Ontology annotation, biological process: cellular response to oxidative stress; glutathione metabolic process; cell redox homeostasis. Gene Ontology annotation, cellular component: mitochondrion; cytosol.
AUGACACAUAGCACAGAAAUAGCCCAUACCAAAGAGGACUCAAAGUGCAGGGUUCUUAUUGUAAAUGGAGGCUCUUUCGGAAAACGAAUAAAGCACGAGCUGGAGAAGAAAGACAUACGAGGAGUUCAUCUGGUGUCUACAGAGUGCUGCACACAAAAGAGAAACACACUGUACAAAACCUUUAUCCAUGCAGCAGCAGAAGUCAUAGACAGAAAGCAGUACUACAGCGACUAUUCGAUCAAGAUAGAAAAAAGAUCGAAGAUAAACUGGAUAGAGAUAAGGGAUAGAAUAAAGGAAAAAAUAGCACAGGUAGAAAUGAAACAAGCUCCUGUGAGCACAUGCACAGUUAAAGAGAUGAACCAGAAGAUAUACAUAGAUAGCGAAGAGUGCAGUGCAGAAAACAUCAUUAUGGUCAAUUCACAUGUCUCAAGUGAAAUCGGUUUCAACAAUAUAUGGAUUAAGUUACUGGAAAUGGAAAGCCUUCCCAAGCGAGUUUUCAUCAACGGGUGCAACAAGCACUCAAUUGAAGCAGCCUCAAUGCUCUCGGAUCUAGGCAGUAAAGUCUAUCUAAUGUCUCCAGGAAAAGAUUUAAUGGUUGGCUACGACAAAAAUAUCCAGGAGUCAGUAAAGUCCAUCCUAUUGGACAAGGGAGUGACUCUUUUUUUCAACUCCUCCCUAGCAGAUAAAGACGUGCUGAAUAAGCCAAAAAUAAGAGUGCGGAUGCCCUCUGGAAUAGAUCACGCAGUGGAGAACGUUGAUUUAUAUCUGUAUGAACACGAGCACUCGCUUUCGAAAGUCAAAAAAGGAAGCCAGUACGUUUUUAAGGUAGCAGAGCCUAGUAAAAAGAUAGGCGCAGCAGAAAUAUCUCUUCUUUGCUCGAUGUAUCCGAAUGUAUUUACGCCAGAAAUGGACUACAAGCCAUAUGUACCCUGCUAUAUAUACACGAGCCCGCCUGUAGCUGUCAUAGGAUACACAGAAGAAGAGGCUAUUAAGCGCUACACAAAAGUAAGAACUACAAGCUCGAAGUUUAGAGGACUUUUUUACUCGGUGUGCCAGAACAAAGUGCCAACAGACUACAAAAUUAUAUAUGCAUGCGACAUUGAUAAGGAAAUAAACAACGAGGAGAAGCUAGUUGGGCUGCACUUGUUUGGAAAGAGCAGCAUCGAUGUAAUUAAAGGAUUUGCGAUAGGAAUGCACUGCGGCAUUUCACCGGAAGAGAUUCUGAAAACAAUUCCAAUACAUCCCACGUCCUCAGAAGAGGUAAUAACUGGAUGA